GGAGGAAAAGCCGGUUCCGCCCGCACACCCAAUUCAAACCAAUCAGAGUGCGAGUAAUCAACAACGCCGGCAUCUUGAAGCUUUUCAGACAUCGUUUCUAACCCGUUCAACGACCGCCAGCAGCUCUCCUCGGCUCUUCUACCUUCCCACCCCCUCCAAUUGCUGUUGAGCCUUUCGGCUUUAUAUCUAUCUUUCUCCCUUUGUCUCUUCUACACAUGCGAUAAUGCUGUCGCGAUCCACCAUCAGCCGAAACGCGCCCCGUGCGCUUCAACAGCAGUGCUCUGCUGCCGGUGCCACCAGCCGUCGAGGCAUGGCAUCUGCCGCUACUCCUGGCCUCCAGUACGAUGUCUCCGAGUCUGCUGGUGUGAAGGUUGCCAAUAGAGAGGUUGCCGGCCCUACCGGCACCCUGGCCCUCGUUUCCAAGGCUGGUACUCGCUACCAGCCCUUCCCUGGCUUCUCCGAUGCUCUCGAACAGUUCGCUUUCAAGUCCACACUCAAACGCUCGGCGCUGCGGAUUAAUCGGGAGGUCGAACUGCUGGGCAGUGAGGUUUCCGCUACACACUCGCGUGAGAAUGUUGUCCUCAAGGCUAAGUUCCUCGCCAAUGACCUCCCCUACUUCGCUGAACUUUUGGCGGAGGUUGCUUCUCAGACCAAGUUCUCCGCCCACGAGUUGAGCGAGGUCAUCCUCAAGACCCUCAAGUACAGACAACAAGCUCUUGCCGCCAACCCCGAGGCUGUUGCUAUUGAUGCUGCUCACGCCGUGGCUUUCCACCGCGGUCUGGGUGAGAGCAUCACCCCCUCGGUCACCACUGCUUUCGAGAAGUACCUUUCUGCUGAGGCCGUCGCGGAAUUCGCCCAGCAGGCGUUCGCUAAGUCCAACAUUGCCAUCGUCGGCAGUGGGCCCAACUCUGCGGAGGUUUCCAAGUGGGUAGGCCAGUUUUUCAAGGAGACCCCCAGCGCUGGUAGCUCCUCCAAGUACCAGCUCCAGCAGAGCGCCGCCUCCCAGUACUACGGUGGCGAGCAGCGCAUCUCCUCCAAGGCUGGAAACGCCGUCGUUGUGGCUUUCCCCGGCUCUGGCGCUUUCGGCACCUCUGCCUACAAGCCCGAGGCUUCCGUUCUCGCCGCCCUCCUUGGCGGUGAGUCCACUAUCAAGUGGACCCCUGGUUUCUCUCUUCUCGGCCAGGCCACCCAGGGCUUCUCCCAGGUCCGUGCCUCGACCAAGAACCUCGCCUACUCGGAUGCCGGUCUAUUCACCAUCUCCCUCUCCGGCAAGGCCGAGCAGAUCAGCUCCGCCGGUAAGAGCGCCAUCGAUGUCCUGAAGAAGGCCGCUGCUGGCGAGUUCGCCAGCGAAGACGUCAAGAAGGCCGUUGCUCUGGCUAAGUUCCGUGCUCUUGAGUCCGCCCAGAACCUCGAGACUGGUGUCGAGGCUACUGGCUCCGCUCUCAUCAACGGUAGCAAGCCCUACCAGAUCUCCGAGGUCGCUCAGAGCAUUGACGCCGUCACCGAGGCCCAGGUUAAGGAGGUUGCCAAGUCCUUCCUGUCCGGCAAGGCUUCCGUUACCGCCGUCGGCGACCUCUUCCAGCUUCCCUACGCCCAGGACCUUGGCUUGACCGUUUAAUCAUGUAUACAACAAAUACAUCUUAGACUGGCUCUGCUUUU
This is a messenger RNA of Aspergillus uvarum CBS 121591, 1659 nucleotides long. RefSeq names its product ubiquinol--cytochrome-c reductase subunit 2. Gene Ontology annotation, cellular component: mitochondrion. The transcript has 4 exons. Gene Ontology annotation, molecular function: metal ion binding. The record is from RefSeq and is a predicted model, not a curated record. Bases 224 to 1618 code for a protein of 464 amino acids. NCBI's taxonomy places the organism in Eukaryota, Fungi, Ascomycota, Eurotiomycetes, Eurotiales, Aspergillaceae.